AAAAAAAUCGCGUAUUCAUCGUCCUCCUUUUUUCCCCCAGAACCUUCUCUCUCUCCUCUCUCUAUCUCUCUCUCUCAUGGAUUUGUAUGGUAUAAUUGAUAUUUCAACAAUGGAGUCAAUUUCUAAACCCUCAUCUUCCCCACAAUAAAUCCUCUUUCACCUCUCCACACACACCAAUCACACACUCCACAAUCAAUAAUCAUGAAGCCGAUUCAGCCGCCACCAACCGCCAGCCGGAAUCUCAACCGUCCACGCCGCCGCCCUGACCUAACCCUACCCUUACCACAACGCGAGCCACAAAUUGCAGUUCCGUUACCUCUUCCACCGUCAUCCGCACCUACAAACGCCUCUCAACACCUCUCAAACUCCAAACAACAACCGCAACAACCGUUUAACCUCUCCGAUUUCGACCGGAUGAACCGAAUCGGCAGCGGCAGCGGCGGCACCGUCUACAAAGUCAUCCACCGCCCCACCGGACGGUUAUUCGCACUAAAAGUCAUCUACGGUAACCACGAGGACGACGUCCGCCGUCAGAUCUGCCGCGAAAUCGAGAUCCUCCGUGAUGUUGAUAACCUAAACAUCGUGAAGUGUCACGAUAUGUUCGAUCAAGCCGGUGAGAUCCAGGUUUUGCUUGAGUAUAUGGACGGUGGAUCUCUAGAAGGUACACAUAUCUCUCAUGAAGCUUCGUUAGCGGAUCUCACUCGUCAGGUGCUUUCCGGCAUCUAUUACCUUCACCGGAGGAAGAUCGUUCACCGCGAUAUUAAACCGUCGAAUCUGUUAAUCAAUUCGAAAAAGCAAGUGAAAAUCGCCGAUUUCGGUGUUUCGAGAAUAUUAGCGCAAACGAUGGAUCCGUGUAACAGUUCUGUAGGUACGAUUGCGUACAUGAGUCCUGAACGGAUUAAUACAGAUCUAAAUCACGGAAAAUACGACGGUUACGCCGGAGAUAUUUGGAGUUUCGGUGUGAGUAUUUUGGAGUUUUACUUAGGGCGGUUUCCGUUUGCUGUUGGUAGACAAGGCGAUUGGGCGAGUUUGAUGUGUGCGAUUUGUAUGUCACAGCCACCGGAAGCUCCGGCGACGGCGUCACGUGAUUUUCGUCAUUUCAUUUCGUGUUGUUUGCAGCGAGAUCCGGCGCGGCGGUGGACGGCGGCGCAGCUGCUACAACAUCGGUUUGUUACUGGUGGUUCUGGUAACCAUACAAGCAAUAAUCAGGUGCAUCCGACUCAUCAGUUACUUCCUCCACCUCCUCGUCCUCAUUUUUCUUCGUGAUAUUUCUCGUUUUUAUUGUAAUUUUGUCAUGAUUUACUUGUGUUAUGAACAUUAUCAGACGAUGAUUUGAAUGGAAGAACUAGCAAUUUGUCUGUGAAUUCC
Messenger RNA from Helianthus annuus (common sunflower), 1368 nucleotides. RefSeq names its product mitogen-activated protein kinase kinase 5. Bases 202 to 1266 code for a protein of 354 amino acids. The record is from RefSeq and is a predicted model, not a curated record. Lineage: Eukaryota; Viridiplantae; Streptophyta; Magnoliopsida; Asterales; Asteraceae. Gene Ontology annotation, biological process: protein phosphorylation. Gene Ontology annotation, molecular function: protein serine/threonine kinase activity; ATP binding. The transcript has a single exon. Gene Ontology annotation, cellular component: cytoplasm.